CCACAAGUCUAAAAGAAGAAAGGGAGUUAUUGGGAAGAUAAUAGUCACUCUUUAUGAUCUCUCAACUUGCUAUUUUUUCUCUCUUUCUCUCCCUCUCUCCCUCUCUCUUGAAUACAUUAUCCAUAAUUCUUCACUUUUGCUCUCUCAACAGUUCUGGUAUUAGCUAGGACCUCAAACUGUCACUUACUUCGCCUUGUUUUUAGUCUAUAGGAAAAGGCUUGACUUCUCCCCUCCUUUAGAGGAACUAAACUGUUUUGUUUGUCAGAGAACAAAAUGGCUAAAUAAUAAGCUCCAAACCAAGCUUGCUUUGCUGCAAAGUACUCGAGUGGUUAUUUUUUCAGACAAUAAAGUUUCUUCUGCGAUUGGAUAGUGACAUAGUUACCUAAACAAGUCUUGGUCAUCUUCCUUGCUCGUUUCUGGGGUUCUCUCAGGAAAAUGAACUAAAGAUUAUUAAGUAUUUGAGAGAGGUCAUGGACUGAGGUGUCUGUGAAUUGGAGAAACAAGGCAUUUCCAACAUUGCUUUGGUUGCUGAUUUUGGUAGCUUAAGACUAGUUAAGACUAGAUAGCAAAAAAAAAAAAAAAAAAUCCACUAGAGGAGAUUUCUUGGGCAAUUAUGGAUGAUGGAUUAAAAUUCAAGUGGGCCUCUGAUGUGGAGUCAUCUUCUUCCUCAAUGCCUUUGAAGAGAACAAGAGGACCACCAAGCAAUGGAAUCCAAGUCCCAUCUUGCCUUGUGGAUGGCUGCAAUUCAGACCUUAGCAAAUGCCGGGACUAUCACAGACGCCAUAAAGUCUGUGAGAUUCACUCAAAGACUCCAAAGGUUACGAUUGGAGGCCGCGAGCAGCGCUUUUGCCAGCAGUGCAGCAGGUUCCAUUCCUUGGGGGAGUUUGAUGAGGAAAAACGAAGCUGCAGGAAAAGACUUGAUGGGCACAACCGCCGCCGAAGGAAGCCUCAACCAGAAGCCAUGUCCCUAGGUUCAGGAAGAUUUAUCUCAAGUUACCAAGGCACAAGAUUCUCACCAUUCCACAAUCCACAAGCAUUUCCAAAUGCUGCAGUGAGCUCUGCUUUGGCCAUGGCUGCAGCAGCUACUGCAAAACCCGAGUUCAGUGACAUAAGAAAAAACCCUUUUACAGGAUCACUGAAUCAAAGCUAUAGUAGUAGUGGUGGUGGUGGUGGGAAAGAAUUCUCAUUCUUACAAAGCCCAAGUUGCACACUCUCUGAGGCUUCUUCUGUGACUCAGUCACUCAUGGAUUCAAACCCUGCAUUCAACAACUGUGGCAACAGCCAGAGAUUUUUCUCAAAUAACUGGCUUUACCGGGACAGUGUCGACUCUAGUUGUGCUCUCUCUCUUCUGUCAUCAUCCACGCCAACUGGUACAAAGGAGACUGGCUUGAGCCACAUGGUGCAGCAGCAGCAGCCAAACUCCUCCACUGGUGGACGAGGGCAGCAGCCCUUGUUCCCCCCUGCAAGCCUGCACUAUAGUGGCCUGGGAAUGGUGGUGAGUGAUCAGCCAGUAGUAGCAGUAACUUCUGCUAUGGUUACUGCUACUACAGGUGGUGAUAACGAUAAUUUCCAUUGCCAAGAAAUGUUCAGAAUUAAACCUGAGGGGUCUUCUUCUGGUGGGCAUCAUCAUUAUCAUCAUCAUCAAUAUAGUUCUCUUCGUGGGAAUCGCAUACCACCAUAGUUGGAACAAUAGCUUAGCUGGGUUUAUUAUAUUACUGGCGAAUGGUGAAGCUAUUCACUCUCUAUUUUCAUAAACUAAAAUAACAAUGUCUAAUGUCAUAUGAUGUUGAUGUAGAUCUUCUUAUAUAAGUAACUUAAAAACUUUGCUGCUUAUUCUAAAAUAAGUGCAGCAUUAAUAUAUUGUUUGAGGUUAAAAAAAUUAUAUAUGUCAAAUUAUGAGUACCUCUUCUAUACAAAAAGAAACUUGAUUCAUGAGACAUGACAUUACAAAACAAAUAGAAGCUUUUUUA
Humulus lupulus (European hop) is the source of this 1970-nucleotide messenger RNA. Its product is annotated as squamosa promoter-binding-like protein 16. Gene Ontology annotation, cellular component: nucleus. NCBI's taxonomy places the organism in Eukaryota, Viridiplantae, Streptophyta, Magnoliopsida, Rosales, Cannabaceae. Bases 614 to 1681 code for a protein of 355 amino acids. Gene Ontology annotation, molecular function: DNA binding. The transcript has 4 exons. The record is from RefSeq and is a predicted model, not a curated record.